Molecule: messenger RNA, 626 nt
Organism: Fusarium odoratissimum NRRL 54006
Lineage: Eukaryota; Fungi; Ascomycota; Sordariomycetes; Hypocreales; Nectriaceae
Exons: 3
Coding region: 187-483 (98 amino acids)
Cellular component (GO): extracellular region
Source: RefSeq, a predicted model, not a curated record
GGAGAUUUGUUGUAAGAUAAUGACGUUGAGGCUAUUUAGUUUACUGACGAUGAUCUUAAUGAUUUAUGGGAUCUAUACUUUGGAUUUUGUAUAAAUAUGGGGAUUGUUGGAGAAUCAGUUUGAAAUCUGCAUCCACAUUCCCAAGCUUCAUAUCAUUCUAGCAUCUACUCAUUCACUCAAUUCAUCAUGCAGUUCUCACUCGCUAUCGUGACCCUCCUGGCUACUGCCGUCUCUGCUCUCCCCACUGAGGAGAAGCGCCAGGCUUAUAUCCCUUGCUCUGGUCUCUACGGCACUUCCCAAUGCUGUGCUACUGAUGUCCUUGGAGUUGCCGACCUCGACUGCGGAAACCCUCCCUCCACCCCUGCCAACGCCACUGACUUCAGUGCUGUUUGCUCCGCCAUUGGCCAGCGAGCUCGAUGCUGUGUCCUGCCUAUUCUUGACCAAGGCAUCCUCUGCAACACUCCUACUGGUGUCCAGGACUAAGGGAUGAUGGCUACUCCCUUUCUAAUUCAAUAUGCGAAUACGAGAUAGAUGGAUUAUGAUAUGACUAGUGUCGAGAGUGACUGGAUCGUUUCCUUUUCUAUUAUGUUCAUACAUACUUAGUGAAUCAACUUUAGCUCAAACUG